Molecule: messenger RNA, 4478 nt
Organism: Chiloscyllium plagiosum (whitespotted bambooshark)
Lineage: Eukaryota; Metazoa; Chordata; Chondrichthyes; Orectolobiformes; Hemiscylliidae
Source: RefSeq, a predicted model, not a curated record
AUGGUGUUACCAUCACCGAAUCCCCCAUUAUCAUCAUGGGAGUACAGCCUCCAACUAAUCUGUAUACCUGAGAGGAGGAACCUGAAGCUGGCUCAGAAGUGGCAAAGAGAGGUGGGCUGUGCAGAAUCCCGAGCGGACAAGGUCCAGGUGGAGCUAACAGAGGUUUUAUCAGAGGUGGAAAGAUUGAGGAAAACUGCGAGAGAGCAGGGGCGCCUAAAAGAGAAAUUUCAACGGAUGGAAGAAUCUGAGGUUGAAAUGGCUUUAAGAAGAGAGAACUCCCAGCUGAAAAAUCAACUUGCUGCUUUAAAUGAACACAGCAGAAAUAUGGAUAGUCUCAAAGCAAGGUGCAAUGUGAUGAAAAAAGAGGUAGUUGCAUUUGAAGAAUUGGGCAGGAAGAAAACAGAGGCUGAAUUGCUGAUAGCUCCAUUAAAGGCAAAGCUAUCCAGCCUGAUUCAGAAAUGCCAUCGUAGGAACAGUCUGAUUAUACAGUUGGUGAGGGAACUCUACCGACAUGGCUUUACUAACACAGGGUUGAUUGAAGAGGCUGAGGACAUGCUGAAUGACACGGCAAUCCUGGAGUAUACACGCACCUUUCUGUCAUUAGGCAACCAACAGGGGAACAUGAACACUAAUUCAAUCCCAGCUGGAACUCCUAAGCAAGAACAAGACUUGAAUCCUUGGUUUCUGAGCUCUCUGUUGCGUGAAAGGCAAGCUUUUCUGCAUUCCAGUGCAGCUGUAACCUACAGACCACAUGUAGCUAUUGCUGAUUAUCGUCCUUAUUCGAACAUGCCCCACACGGUGCUGCCAGUGCUGCCUCUUUCUGUUGGCGAUGUAGUGUUUGUCAGCGGGAGCCCUGACAGGCACGGAAUGUAUGUUGCUGAAGUGAAUGGGCAACUGGGGCUGGUUCCAGCCCGGUUUGUGGAAGACGCUGACAGCAUCCUUCAUCUGCACACAACUAGGAACAAACCGACUGCUCGUUACAGGGUGAGCAGCCCAGAGAGGAGUACAACAUCAUGCCAAUCACCCCGGAACACAUACAGCAACAAUGACCAGGUAGCACCUUCUGUAGCAAAUUCUAAUGCAGAUUACAAUUUGCUGUCUAUUCCUUGCGUGAGCCACAAAGAUGCACCUCAGUCUUUUCUAUCAAGGUCACAUGAUAACAUGGAAAACUUCAACUUUGAGGCAUGUGGGAAAACCACAGGAAAAGGGCAGGAGGAAGGACAUCACCCUGAAUCUGCUGAGCAAUUUCACUGGACCCCACGGGACGGCUGUGAGAUCUCUUAUGGAUGGGCUUGCAAUGAUAGAGGUGACCAGAAAAGUAUAUUGAACUCUGGUGAAAGUACAAGCAGCGCACUUCCAGAAGUGACAACAAGAAGUGGUCUGUCAGAGAGAAUGGUGUCAACUCUUAAAGGUCAUAACAUCAAACAGAGGGCAGCAGCUGAAUUGCAGGAUGGGAAACGAUCAACGAUGGCCCAAGAGCCCCCCGCCCCAGUUACUUCACUCCAUAUUAAUGGCCCCGUUGGACAGAACGGCCUGCUGAUAAUUUGGGAGAAACCUGUCAUGGAUGAAAAUGGAUGCAGCAAUGGAACAUUCAUUCAAGGUUAUCGGAUAUUCAUUGAUGGCGAGUUUUACAAGUCGAUAAUGGGAUCAGCCUGCACAAAGAUCCUGUUGGAAGAUCUUGACCUGAGUGUGCCAUUUCAAGUCAGUAUCCAAACGGUUGGAGCCAAUGGUCUGGCUUCUGAGAAAUUUACUGUCCUAUUUCUGAACAGCCAAUCACAUAAGAAACCAUUAUCAGUGCAACCCCACCUUUCACUGACUGAUCAGACUAACAAGACUUCAGAGACACUACAGUUCCUUGCUGUUUUUGAUUAUAAUCCAUUACAAGACAGUCCCAAUAUUCAUCCCAGCCAUGAACUGGCUUUUAAAGAGGGAGAUAUAAUUUGUUUGUAUGGAAAACAAAGAAAAGAUGGCUUCUGUGAAGCAGAGGUUAAUGGAAGGCGAGGUCUAGUACCAACAAGCUUUCUUGGUGCCAGCAUUGAAAUGCCAAAAACGUUGAAACACAAAGCAUCUCAGUCAAGGUCAGUAAGUUCACCUCCAGGGCAUCAUGGGAUACCUGAGAUUCCUAGCUCCUUAGAAGACAUCCACAAACAAAAGCUGAAUGACCGGCAAUGGUUAUUCAGAAGAACAUGAGUAUGAAGCUUAAAAGAUUGCCAUUAUUAUCUGAAGAUCUAAAUGUGCACUGCUAUAUUUGUCAAAUUGAAUUAUCUGGUAAAUCUGCAGUCUCUGCUGAAUGAACUCUUCUUCACUUACAUUCGGUGCUAAAUCCCAACAAAACCAUAGCCUUGUAUCAUUGCCUUUAGUUUAUUACCAUGUAAAUCUAUUUAAUUUUUAUGCUACCACCCCCUUAUUUCUUGUUUGUGCUCCUGGCCAAAGUUGUGUAUCUUUACACUUGGUCUUUUAUAUCCUUGUGCACUUUUCAUCUUUUUAAGUACAAAAGAAAGUGCUGACUUAGUCACAUGACUUCGGUGACAAAUCCACAUCAAUGUUCUUCACAGAAAUGUACUACAAUGCUACUGUCCUGCUGCAAACACAUGAAAAGCAACACUCAAAGCUCAACAUAAGUUUUCCUUAUUUACGCAUUCUAAAACAAAACAUGUAUAAAAAUUUGGCUUAUCUUUUUGCAUAUUACAUCAUCCAACCCAUUUGUGCUGAUGAUCAAUGCCUUGGACAAAUAACAAACAGAAGGACCUCUGUUGUAUAAAUGAAACUUCUAUCCCUACAUGUAUGUUGUAUGCAACAAACCUGUAUGUGUGCGGAAAGUGCAGAAUCAGUGUACUGUGCAGUUCUCCUGGUGGCAUGUGUGCAUGUUUUGGUCAACAGCCCUUUAAUUUUAAAAGGAGAUUUAUUAAGCACAGUUGUCACGAAGCAAAUUUGUUUAACAUUUCACUUCUUUUGAAGUGUGUCUCAGGAUCCAAUUCAGGAGGCAAUAGUGCUUACUCUUUGUUUGUUCUUUAUUUGUAUAUUAUAUGUACAGUAGAAGACAACUUGUUUGCACUCUUCAUUGUCUAUUGCACCUGAACAAACAACAAGUACUUUUAAUUUUUUUAAAAAAGAAAUAAUACUGCACUAACAACUUUGAGGUAUUUUAAAAAAUGAAAGUUUUCUUCCUAAAGUUGUUCUUGCAAGAAAAUCCCUUACAAAACAAUUGAUAAUUUGUCAUUAAAAAGGAGUAAUUUAUUGGUUGGUGCUGUAGUGUCAGUUCUGGUAUUUGGUUAAAAGGAAACCUCUGCAGUAAUGACAGCUCUUCCUGAAAAUUCCUAAAAGAACUACUUAAUAAGUUUAUAAAUUCUCUGAUACCCACAGUAAAAUGUGCAAAUUAUUAGACUUUGGAAUUUAAUGAUAUUCAAUAUCAUCCCAAAUUCCUUAGUUUAUUUAGGUUCCUAUGAUGGUAAUUGCAAACUGUAUUACGUUAUUAACAGAAAUAUAUUGGUUGUACAAAAUGUUACAAAACUAACAUAUUUCCCAUUAAACCACAUAAGUGAAACAUGAUGAAUGUCAAUGCAAAAUUUAUACUCUGUCCUAUUUAAUCAGUAAUGAAAUAGAUGGAAACAAUUUAAUUUAAUAACAUAUUUUGCCAGUAAUGUUGAGCUUUUACUGACUGGCAAAGAAUUUGGAUAAUCCAAAAUCAGUAAUUUUCUUUGCAUGCAACAUAGUGAUUCUGCUCAAAUGAGGAAAUGGAUGAAAUGCAGUGUUCCUUUUGCAAUUGCUUUUCUCCAAACCCUUAUAAUGUUUGUUAAUAGAAAACUUCAGUGCAUGAUUUGUUGAUCGUACUGUGGCCUUGUGACAAACAGCAAAUCUAAACUUUAAUCCAUUUAGAUAAAACCAGCGGAUGUGGAACAAUCUCCACACCAUUACCUUUUUCAUUUCCAGUAUGGCAAAAAAGAUAUGUAUAUAAUAUGUAUGUAUAUGUGUAUAUACACACACAUAUUUAUAAAUAAAUAUGGGAAUGUACAUGUGUGUGUAUAUAUAUUGUACACAACACAACAGAUUUUCUUUUUGUUUCAACGUGUUAUAAAUCCUUCAGUGCCUUAUAGAGGCAGAGAAGAAUUAAAAUUGUAAUACUAGGUUUCUGCACAAGCCAUGUUUGAAUUUUGUCUGUCCAAGCCAAACACUUACAAGGCUGUAUUAUUGUUUCUUAGUAUGACUUGGUCUUGAGAAUUUUCCUUAGUGCACAAAGGCCUUGCAAAACAAAUGGAAUAGAGUUUAGAUGUGUUUUAUUAAGGUAGAAGCAUAAGAAAAAUGUCGGCAGAUUUCUAAUGUACAGAUUACUGAAUUAAUGUAUUGUAGUCACCGCUGUUUCUUAAAUGGUUGUACAUCACACAUUUAUAAAUUGUUUAUUAAAUAACACUAAAGAUUACUUAAAAUCCUGUUGAUUUACUUGUUAAUAAAAUUGUAAGGUUAUUUUUGUAAGCUAGUAA